ACAAUACUCUCUCUCUCUCUCUUUGUGCAUAUAAUUUUCGUCUUUUCUUUCUUCUUUUUCUUGCCAUUUGUAUGGUUUCCUAAUUUUCUUUUUUCUUAAUUAAUUCGGACUGGGAGAAAGAAGAAAGGGGAUUCUCCGAACCGUCCAUCCCCCACAAGCAACGGCUUAGAUCUCCUUGUCCAAACAGCAUUCAAAAUCUUCAUCUGCCAUCUACUACUGUUACUUCACUUGCCUGGCAUCAAUUUCACGUUAAGAUUCUUGAUUAUUAACGAGAUUUUUCGACAUUUUAGAACGAAGAACAAUUGUAAAGAACAUGUUUGGGUAGGGCUCCAGGUUCUGUAAAAAUGCCGGUUUCAACAAGGUCUCAGACCAUCAACAGGCAAUCACAGACUGACCGGAAACCUAGAACCAAGCAGGGAAAUCGAGAAUACGAACCAGUACCUUUCACGGCGACUAUGAGGAACCCGCACCAUGGAUUGAAAGAGAAGAUGAAAGCAUUGACCCUCUUGUAUGAGCAGCAAAAGAAAGCAUCUAUCGCACUCAAGAACCAAUCUCUGAAUUCGGAGGAGCCAAGAGUCAGUGCCCGCCCGAGCGUGGAUCUCCUCGGCUCGGCCAAAAACGACGGAAAAUUGGAUUGCACAGAAUCUAACAGACCGUUCGGUAAUGUGAUGAGGGAGAAUGCUGAGCCUCGUCCCAUACACCGGCAACUGCAGCUCGACGAGGGCAAGGAAAAUGUGGCUGCUAUUGUCGGCCGUGGAGAAAUGAUCGGGGGAAUUUCUUUUACCAGGAAGCUCUCACUUGGCAACUCAAUGCUUCCUCCAAAUCCAGUGCCCACCAGAGGAGGGAUUAAUCAAGAUAAUAAUGUUCAAGAAUUAGAGAGAUUGUCAGAUAAGAUGAGCCAUGGCUGUGGUGGAGGGACCAGCAGGAUUCUUGUAUUUGUGAGGCUAAGGCCAAUGGCUAAGAAGGAAAAGGAUGCUGGAGCUAGAAGCUGUGUGAGGAUCGUUGAUGGGAGAGAUGUUUAUCUCACUGAAUUUUCUACGGAGAAUGACUAUCUCAGGCUAAAAAGACUCCGAGGGCGGCAUUUCACUUUUGAUGCCUCAUUCCCAGAAUCUGCUACUCAACAACAAGUCUAUUCCACAACAACAGCAGAGCUUGUUGAAGCAGUUCUGCAAGGUAGGAAUGGGUCAGUCUUCUGCUAUGGGGCAACUGGAGCAGGAAAGACACACACAAUGCUUGGUACAACUGCAAAUCCUGGUGUCAUGGUCUUGGCCAUCAAGGACCUGUUUGCCAAGAUUAGGCAAAUGAGUUUUGAUGGAAAUCAUGUAGUUCAUCUUUCCUAUCUGGAAGUCUACAACGAAACAGUCCGAGACUUACUUUCCCCUGGAAGGCCUUUGCUCCUCAGGGAAGACAAACAGGGAAUCGUGGCUGCAGGCCUUACUCAAUAUAGGGCAUAUUCCACAGAUGAAGUAAUGGCAUUGCUUCAACAGGGAAACCACAACAGAACCACAGAGCCCACUCGUGCUAAUGAAACAUCAUCACGUUCUCAUGCCAUUCUGCAGGUUAUGGUUGAGUAUCGUGCCAAGGAUGGUUCAGAUAAUGUUGUGAGCCGUGUUGGAAAGCUAUCUCUGGUAGAUCUUGCUGGGUCAGAAAGAGCGCUUGCCACGGAUCAGAGAACACUGAGAUCCUUGGAAGGAGCCAACAUAAACCGGUCACUCCUAGCACUCAGCAGCUGCAUCAAUGCACUUGUCGAAGGCAAAAAGCACAUCCCAUACCGAAACUCUAAGCUUACUCAACUGCUUAAGGAUUCCCUUGGGGGGGCUUGCAAUACUGUUAUGAUCGCCAACAUCAGCCCGAGCAACCUUGUUUUCGGUGAAACCCAAAACACACUUCAUUGGGCUGAUCGAGCUAAAGAGAUCCGAACAAAGGCUUAUGAUACACAUGAGGAAGUGCAAAUUCCGGACACGGAAACUGAUCAGGCCAAGCUAUUACUUGAGUUGCAAAAAGAGAAUCGUGAAUUGCGUACACACUUGGCUCGCCAGCAGCAAAAACUGCUAACCAUUCAAUCUCAAAAUUUGGCAGCAAAUGCAUCUCCUGUUCCUUCUACGGUUUCCUCUCACCUAUUGUCCCCUGCACCAACCCCACCUGCUUGGCCAUGUGAGAAAAGAAAUAGUAGACCCUCUUUCUUAGGUGGUAAUUGCUUCACCCCAGAUUCAAAAAAAAAGGCAGCAGAUGAGACAGUUAAGGAGCUGAGAAAAACAGUAAAGACACUUGAGGCAGAAAUCGAGAGAAUGAAGAAGGAUCAUGCAUCUAAAAUUAAGCAGAAGGAUAGUGUUAUUCAUGAGCUUUCACGUAAGACUACAAAACCAGUAGGUGGGGGAGAUGUUGUGAAGAGGGUGAUCACAAGGGCCAGCUUGAGGCCAAAGAAGCCAAACGAAGAUGAGUUGAAGAGUCCACGUCAUCGUUUUGUAUCUCCAGCCCCCACUUCUAAAAAGCGUAGCUUUUGGGAUACAACUACUGCAAAUAGCCCAUCACCAUUUAAUGGGAGAAAGACCAGAAGCCAUGUUAUAGCAGCUCCAUCCAAGCUUCUCCAGCCAGGAUUCGCAGGAUGGACAAGGCCUGAAAUUGUAAAGCUGUAGAGAGUGUAGAGCAAAGAUUAGCAGAAAUGUCGGGCCAACAGGUACACAUCAUCAGUCCAAACGAGUCAGAAGUUUUUUGGUGCUAAUUUUCGUCACGCUGAAAGAAGUUGAAUUCGUCGUUAUUCAUGUUGAUGGACUGCGGUCAAAUGAUAUAGUUUAUCUUCUCCAGCAAGGAAGCAAACCUUCCGCAAAGUAGUGACACAUCCAUGUUAAUAUAGUAUACUCUUUCUUGCCAAAACACAAGGUUCCCUGCAGAAUCCAUUAACAACCUGAUUAUAUCUUAACAUGAAAUGACAUGUCCCCCGAUUGUUAGGGUCUGUUUCGUCCUCUUAGGUCUUUGUUACUUGAAACUCGCAUCGUGUUUUUUUGUUGUAUAUCUUAGGCAUUGUUUCAGAGUAAUUCCAUCUGCUCUGCAUUGUUUAUAUAUGAAUGCUCAAUCAGGCAUGCCUGACCCUUAUUAUUAUGGUGUUGCUUGUUGUCAUUUUUUGGGUUCUACAAGCAAAGUUUAAUGACAAUAAUCUAGUAAAUCUCGUGUUCAAA
Cuscuta europaea is the source of this 3176-nucleotide messenger RNA. The record is from the annotation of a GenBank genome assembly. Lineage: Eukaryota; Viridiplantae; Streptophyta; Magnoliopsida; Solanales; Convolvulaceae.